Selaginella moellendorffii is the source of this 856-nucleotide messenger RNA. RefSeq lists its product as uncharacterized. Gene Ontology annotation, molecular function: 5S rRNA binding; structural constituent of ribosome. Gene Ontology annotation, biological process: translation. Gene Ontology annotation, cellular component: ribosome. The coding region runs from base 20 to 619 and encodes 199 amino acids. Lineage: Eukaryota; Viridiplantae; Streptophyta; Lycopodiopsida; Selaginellales; Selaginellaceae. The transcript is spliced from 2 exons. The record is from RefSeq and is a predicted model, not a curated record.
CCUAGACCUCUUGUUGGCUAUGGCAGGGAGGAUCGCUCGGCGAUGCCGUGUCCCGCAACGCAAUGCCGGCUUCGAUCACCAGCAAUGGCGCGGCGCCGCGAUGCUCAAGCCGCCACAGGUGGACAAAUACGAGGUCCUGGAUCCCGACGAGGCGCAGCGCCUCCGCCAGAAGAUGGAGCGCCGCAAGGAGGGCAUCGUGGAUCGCUACAACCGAUCGCUCAGCGAGGACCGCAGCAGCAAUGUGGGCUCCUUCCGCCAGCGCUCCGACAAGUACAUGAGGCCCUUCUGCCUCGACGUCCAUCUCUCGUCUAAGUAUGUCAACGCCACGAUCAUGCACAGGUCGAGGGGGAGAGUGGUCGCGGCGGUGUCCACCAAUUCCAAGGACAUGCGCGCGACGCUGCCGUCGCGGUCGGACCUCUCGGCGUGCCGGAUCGUCGGCGAGACGCUGGCGGAUCGCGCGAAGGAGGCGGACUGCUACUCGGUGAUCUACAUCCCGCGGAAGUUGGAGCGGCUGGAAGGGAAGCUGGCCGCAGUGGUGGAGGCGGUGGCCAACUGCGGGAUCAGUGUCUACCACGCGGACAAGGGGAUCAUGCUGGCCAGGAACUCGAGCCAAAAGUGACGAUCGAUUGAGCUGCGAAAGCUUUCCUUUAUCAAAAGCUGGGAUCAAGAUCAUCAAGUUAGAAAGUAGAGCACCCAUCUGAUUGCUUGAUCAAGAACACUUGGGCGAGAAACUGGGAGCUCGAGGAGCGAUCGGUCCUGUUAUGAGAAACACCAAGUAAAGUAGGACGAUCGAAACUUUCAAGUUUACGUACCAGUAUGGAGGAAAAUCUCGCAAAGAGCACUUGCUACUUUUUAA